This is a messenger RNA of Artibeus jamaicensis (Jamaican fruit-eating bat), 2346 nucleotides long. It is a transcript of the gene REC8, whose product is annotated as REC8 meiotic recombination protein. NCBI's taxonomy places the organism in Eukaryota, Metazoa, Chordata, Mammalia, Chiroptera, Phyllostomidae. Gene Ontology annotation, biological process: mitotic sister chromatid cohesion; synaptonemal complex assembly; replication-born double-strand break repair via sister chromatid exchange. Gene Ontology annotation, molecular function: protein binding; chromatin binding. Gene Ontology annotation, cellular component: cohesin complex; synaptonemal complex. The transcript is spliced from 18 exons. The record is from RefSeq and is a predicted model, not a curated record.
UGCUCCCGUAAGUUCGAAGCACCGACAUGGUGUGAGAACCCUUCAAGGACUGACGCCUUACUUGUCCCCUAAAUCAUUUAUCCGCCACAUGUUUAUCUGCUCGUUUAUUUGCUCUGGAUCCAUUCUGGGUCCAUCCGCUGCCCCACCUGUCCAAAUCCUUACUUCUCUCCAGCGGUGCCGGUGCCAGUGCAUCUGGUGUCCUAAAGAAUUCGGAUUGAUAUCCGAACACAGGAGUGGUAGACGACGAGAGGGUGAAACCUUGGAGGGACGAUGUUCUACUAUCCCAAUGUGCUUCAGCGCCACACCGGCUGCUUUGCCACCAUUUGGCUGGCAGCAACUCGUGGCAGCCGGUUGGUGAAGCGUGAAUACCUGAAGGUGAAUGUGGUGAAGACCUGUGAGGAAAUCCUCAGUUACGUGCUGGUACAAGUGGAACCCCCGCAGCCCGGUCUGCCGCGCCCCCGCUUCUCUCUCUAUCUCUCAGCCCAGCUCCAGAUCGGCGUGAUCCGGGUCUACUCACAACAAUGCCAGUACCUCGUAGAGGACAUUCAGCACAUCUUGGAGCGCCUGCAUCGUGCCCAGUUGCAGAUCCGCAUAGAUAUGGUGGACACUGACCUACCCAGCCUGUUGCUUCCUAACCGCCUGGACAUGAUGGAGAUCCUGGAAGAUGCUCCAGACCCCUUUUUUGGGAUGAUGUCUGUGGAUCCCAGACUUCCCAGCCCCUUCCACAUACCUCAGAUUCGGCACCUUUUGGAGACUGUGACCCCAGAGAGAGUUCCUGAGAAGAUCCCUCCUGAAGUCCCUACAGAGCCAGAGAAGCCGGACAGGAUCCCGGUCACUGUCCUGCCUCCAGAGGCCAUCACACUCCAGGAGGCAGAGCCCAUACGCAUGCUGCCAAUUGAAGGUGAACCAGACCUCCCAGAGAUUAGCCGUCGAGACCUGGACCUGCUCAUUGCUGAGCCAGAUGAAGCUAUCUUGUUGGAGGAAAAAGUGUCCAGGGAAGAACCCCGGGCCCCAGAAAUGGAAAUUGCAGUUCCCUCACUGUCACCUCCAGCUCUUCCACAGGUGGAAGGAGUAGCAGAGCUACUCCCAGGCCCAGUCCUGGCCCCAGAGGAGGAGAAGCCAGCAGUCUGGGAGCCUGAGGUCCCACUUGCUGGUGAGGAGCCCCCAUGCCUGGAUCCUUCCUGGGGGCAUCUGCACAGCUGCUGCAGACAAGGGCCCUGUAUACCCACAUGCUAAAGACAGAACCCCCUCUAUCUUCUUGCUCUGGGUGGCUCUGAGGGUGGAGGGUGUGAGGCGGCGGCAGGACCUAAGUGUGUUAUUGCAGAGGUGACACCCCCACUCCCGGAGGAGCUGCGUCUCCCAGCCCCACCCAGCCCAGAGAGGAGGCCCCCAGCUGUUCCACCUGUUCGCCGUCGUGGUCGCCGCCGCCAGUUACUGUUCUGGGACAAGGAGACUCAGAUCUCCCGGGAGGAUUUCCAGAAACAACUGCAAACCAGAGCUCACUGCUGGGAGUGUCCAAUGGUGCAGCCCCCAGAGAGGACCAUCAGAAGCCCCACGGAGCUCUUCCAAACCCCAACUUACUCUGGCUGGCUACCCCCAGAGCUGAUGGCUGUCUGGACCCACUGUGCUCAGCCACCCCCAAGAGCACUUAGGCGAAUGCCACCCCCGGAGCCCGAAGAGGAGGCUAUGAGGGAGGCAGCAGCUGAAGAGGAAAGGAGAAAGAUGGAAAUUCCGAGUGAUAUCGAGGUCCUGAGGGAGGCCCAGGAGCCCAGUGGGCCCCUUAUGGUGUCCUCAGAGCUCUCCAUAGAAGCAGCUGAGGAAGAGAAGACCCAGAUCAGCCUCAUUCCCCCAGAAGAGCGGUGGGCCUGGGCUGAGGUGGAGCAGCCAGAGCCCCCUGCACUGCCCGUGGUGCCCGAACUCCCUGAAGUGCCCAUGGAGAUGCCUUUGGAGCUGCCUCUGGAGCCCGAGCUGCUCUCACUCCAGGCUGUGCACAGGGCAGUAGCACUGGAGCUGCAGGCCAACAGGGAGCCGGAUUUCAGCAGCCUGGUGCCACCUCUAAGCCCUCGCAGGAUGGCUGCCCGAGUCUUCUACUUGCUCCUGGUGUUGGCAGCCCAGCAGAUCCUACGCAUGGAACAAGAGAAGCCAUACGGGCGCCUUCUGAUCCAGCCGGGGCCCCGAUUCCACUCUGGUUAGAUCCGGUAUAAGAGCUGCCAAGAAACCAGCUACCUUAACCCACCUAUCACCUCCUGCCUUACUAGGCCCAGCCUGCCUCCUUUCUGGACAUGAAUUUCUAUCUCUGCUCUCAGAGCUACUGUUUAAAGCAGAAAAUGAACUGCCUUUAUUACA